AUGGCGUCCUCCGAGGACACUUCUUCCAUCUCUGCCUCUGUUCCUGACCCUCCUUCUGUUCCUACAUCUGCCUAUCCCUCUACCGAUGACGACUACCCCCGCUCUCUUGUCCGUCUCCCUGCCGAAAUCACAGACAAGAUUCUCGCUCAGCUGGAUCUCUCCGAUCUCUUCAGUGUUGCCAGGGUCUGCCGCUCGCUCCACGAGCAGGCGGCCCCUCGCCUGUAUCGGGCUAUCUCCCACACCUUCUACCCGAGCAGUGCCAUGGAUGACUUGUUUUCCUGGCAGCGCUUCACCUCCUUGAUGGGGCAGCUGCUGACCAGCACACAUGACUACGCCCAGUAUGUCAGGGAGAUUACUAUCAGCAGUAUCGACGGCUCCGACGUGCUCGGAAGUCCGCUCUACGCCUCCAGGUCUCCGAUCACCUCUCCCGGACGUCAAGAGACCUUGAAUUACUAUCUAGUCCAGUUGCUCGAGAAAGCGGUCAAUCUGGCCAUUUUUAGAUGGGACCUGAACAUCGAACUCUCUCCGUCCCUGCUCCUCGCCCUGGAGCGCCUGAACAACUUGCAGUCCUUGCAUGUUCGACUGACCUCUGGCCCCAUGUCUUGGCGUGCCUAUGCAACCUCCUUCUCUGAAGUCCUGGAGUACACGCAAACAAACGCCAACAUGGUCCCCUCGGCCAGCCGCGUCCUUCCUCUCAUGUCGGGCCUCAAGACAUUGACCAUUCUCGACAUCCCGUCGUUGGACUGCAUCCCCGAGGUUGCCAAAUGCAUCUCAUCCUCAUCGUCCACCCUCAAGACCCUCCAACUGUCGUUUGCUGACAUCCUCGCUCUCAAGAAGUCGAGCUUCCUCCCGCCUCUUCCAAACGCCGCCCACCACAACGACGAUCAGAGCCUUGACUUCAACGACAUCUUUGGGCCUUAUUCAGACGAUGACGAGAACGAGGAGGAGCAACCGAUUUUCCCCGAAGAGCUGCGCCCCACUCCAGGCAUGCUGCACCAAAUCGCAGUCCAGGAAGAAGCGUCGGCCUUUCUUUUCGACGUUGGGCUUUCGGUGCCAACAGACCACAAGAGUGUCCCUCACUCAAACUCCACCCUGACCGUUCACGACCCGGGACCAUCAAGCUCUACCCGUGUCGAUCCAGAGGCCAGCGUUGGCGACUCAUCUGCGUCAUCCGUUGGACCCGCGUCGCUGGUGUUGUCGGGACCGAGCGAUGCACGCACGUCCAUAUCGUCCGUCAGCGAGACGGUCGGCGCCUCCGCGAAACCAAACGCAAAGUCCAUCAAAGAGUACGUUCGCGAGGCGCACGGUCUCCCCGUCGAAGGGCUGUACCUGUACCUGCUGCCCAUCACGGCCAGCACCCUCACCAGCGGCGUCGACCUGGGCGCGAUCAGACAUCUGUCGCUGCUGAACGUCGGCCCCCAAGACGACAUCUGGGCGGCGAUGAACAAGCGACACGCACACACCCCGUACAGCCUCACCUCCAUCCACACCGACCAUGUGGUGCCGGCGUUUCUCGAGUUCGUCCACAACCUGCCGCGGCUCUGCGAGCUGUUCAUCCUCGAGCGCAGCCACCGCUCGACCCUCGUGAACACCGCCCGCACAACCGCCACCAUCGCCGACAUCCGCCGCUUCGUCCUCGACAAGCACACGCCCCAUCUGGAGCGCCUGGUCAUCCGCCACGACGACACCUCCGCCUGGGACCUCGACCCGUCCACCGCCACGCUGCUCACGACGGCGCCCAGACUAGCCGAGCUGGCCGUCAGCGUCAACUCCGACAGCUAUACUGCCGUGACCCACAACAUCCAGAACAUGACGUCGCUCAAGGCGCUGCAGUUCUUCUGGCACAACAAGAGCCACUCCACCGCCGCCUUGCGCAGGGAACUCGCCAUCCUCGCCGACCUGGUCAUCUGCCACCCCAGGCUGGCCAUCGAAUACGUCGGCAUGGGCUACAUCCGCGCCGGGCCCGUCACCAACUGCAUCGUCCACGUGCCGGCGCGCCUCGCUCAGCUUCGCGAUAUGAAGGACGGCUAUGUGUCCGACCCCGAGGUGAGCAGGCGCUCGGACCUCGGGGCAGGCUGGCAAGUCUUCUAUAAUGAGAGACCGCUGAUGACAGUGCCGGAUGAAGUCUUUGCGCGCAUCGGUGCGUCCGGGUUUGAUGUGGAAAAGAUUGUGGAGGAGAAUAUGUGGAAGCCCAUGACUUGCAACUUGGGGCUGUGA
This is a messenger RNA of Aspergillus terreus NIH2624, 2217 nucleotides long. Its product is annotated as F-box protein. The coding region runs from base 1 to 2217 and encodes 738 amino acids. The record is from RefSeq and is a predicted model, not a curated record. The transcript has 4 exons. Lineage: Eukaryota; Fungi; Ascomycota; Eurotiomycetes; Eurotiales; Aspergillaceae. Gene Ontology annotation, molecular function: protein binding.